Molecule: messenger RNA, 2777 nt
Organism: Priapulus caudatus
Lineage: Eukaryota; Metazoa; Priapulida; Priapulimorpha; Priapulimorphida; Priapulidae
Exons: 7
Coding region: 464-1876 (470 amino acids)
Source: RefSeq, a predicted model, not a curated record
AAAAUGCCUACGAACACGUCGACGAUGUGUGCGCUGGUUCUUUGUCUUUUGGACAACAACAACAUUGGCAGCAGGCAACUAUAGAAAUGAUUACGGAACCCUGCAGCUAAACGGUGAGAAAUGGCGACCUUUUUGGUGGUACGAAGCAAAGAGUGGGUGGCCGAAGGAUGCUACUGAUGUCUUAGGAGGCGUGUAUGGAUCGUGUAACCCAGACAGCACAUAUUGCUUCGGACGGUUACCCGAGAAGUUACUAGAAAAUUCAACACAGCUUUUAGCGAGAGAUUCUCGCGGGAAUGCGUUCAGGUGGUCAUUUAAUCCGGCGAACGCCCUCGCGCAUGCGGCAUGGCAGGCCUUCCACGACCAGAAGUUAGUGACUGUGCAGGACGCAGCCGUGUGGCCUCACCAGACCCUGUCUGGUCCAGGUAGAUCAUCGAGGGCGCGCAUAGACUCGUUCGCCUACCACAUGUCGAACGGCGUCAAGUCGCUGAUCCUUGACGACGACCUGUGCGGCUGCAACACGCUGCUCUUCGUCGGCAGCUCGAUGUGCCUCAUCCACACCGAUCGCUACAAGGUACGUCACGACCUGGCCGGCGUCGGCUCGCUGACGACGACCGGAUGUGACGCAGACGAACCGAGUCCCGCUAACGGUCUCGUGCUCUUCUUCAACGACAAUGCUCGUACGACGGAGGAUCUCACAACGACGGUCGCUCCAACAACGGCGCGUACAACGGUGCGUACAACAACGACGACGACGAAGCGAUCACGGAAAGCGACCCCUCGCCCAGAGCAUUCCUACAAUGAAAGACACGAUACCGGAAUCAUCAAAGCUAGCGAGGAGCCUACCGAUGACUCGGACGUCGUCGUGAGAAUCGAGGGCGAUAGCGUCGUCGCAACCGUCAGGGGCGAUAGGCGCUCAUCGUUGCUGGCGCCGAGAUUGGCCAACCCUCUUUCAGCGACAGAGGAGGACAAUCCAGCCGGAGCAGCUGCAACAGAAGAUAAUAGGGCAACGGACAAAGAAAGGACAGCAAAGAAGAGAAUGGAAGAGGAAGCAGAGGCAGCCGAGGAAGAAAAAAAGAGGGUUGCAGAGGAGAUUAGAGCAGCUGCAGCAGAAAAGAAAAGGAUUGAAGAGGAAGCAAAAGCAGCAGCAGCGGAAGAAAAGAAGAAGGCAGAAGAGAAUGAGGCUAAGGCAGCGGCAGCUGAACGGAAAGCCAGAAGAAGAGCAAUUAGAGAUGAGCAGGUACGACGUAAGCUUGGACUUUACCGACCCGGAGACCCUCGGUUGCGAGGCUUUGGCCCGGGUGGGCCUCUAAGAGCUUCAGGGUAUGGCGAGUUAUCACAGAAUCCGGAUUUCGGCGCUCACCCACAGCAGGCUCGAAUAUCCGAUAGCAAUCUGCAGUCUUCCACUGAGUAUGGCGGCUAUCCGGCUCAAGCAUAUGAAGGACAGGCGGGAUACGCCGGUGGCCAGCGCCGCAUCCGAUAUCCGCUUACAAGAAGUGGAGAUGUUGCGGCCGGGAGGGGAUUUGGAGCCGGAUUGACUCCCAUAGGGGCACCCGAGAGAUACCUUCCACCACGAGAUGCUGGAUAUUCGAAUCAAUAUAGGUCACCACCUCCUCGCUUUGCCCCUCCUGUACAAUACGGCUUGGUGAAGGUCACUGCCGAUGACGACGCAGAAGAACCAGGGAUAGAAGAACUGCGAGAUAGAGAUCUGCGUUACGAAGGGUUUCUAAGAGAUGAAAGAGGUGGGCACUACAGGCAACAACCAUCAUACGGAGCAGCGCCUAGCUAUGCUGGAGCAUCAGCGUACGGCGCGCCACCUACCGGCUUCUACGGCCCUCCACCUACUCAUCGCGGCUUCGAGAGGGUUAGAAGUAAAUAACCACAUAGGGACGUCGAUGAUCGCAUGAAGUAGGUUUGUAAAUUCAAUAACCACUGCGUUUCACUAAUGGGAAUAGCCAACAUAUAGUCCAUUUCGAUUUCAGCCGCUGUAAUAUGACACUAUAUCCGUAUAGACAUACUAUCAGGAGUUAAUCAAGACAAAUUUUGUCUUUAUUAACUCCUGAUGGUAUGUCCUUCUUACUGACGUAAAAUAUUUAUACUCAGCGGUGAAAUGCUAUAAUCUGCAAGUAUUUAUCCACAAGUAAUUUAUGAUCAUUUCUGCUGCGUAUUUGCACUUGUACAUAAAUUUAUUUUUCGUGAUAAUAUAUUCCAAAUCGACCAUAGUUAAGUAAAUAAACCUUAAAUUCUGGACGCGGGAUUAAUACGUAAACGUUUCGAUAAACUGUACGGGUUGUUUAAAUAUUUUAAUGUUCGAAUAUUUAAAUAUUUGAAGUUUCGGAUUGACUUUACAGACCCAUUAAGGUAAUUACAUCGUAAUGUAAACCAGCAGUCGUAAUCAAGAGCUUUUCAUAGGAAGCUCUAUGGUAACUAUGGUAACUAGGUAAUUACAAGGAUAGUAUGUUUGGACGACGAGGGAAUUGGGGGCUACCAUUAGAGGUUAUAAUAGAUUUGGGAUAUUACACAUCUUAGCAAUGAAACUUUCUUUGCGUUAUUGUCAUCUUCAUAAAUAUAAUUACAUUUAAUAUGUGCCUCUAUAGGUAACUUGAAAUACUCACGUAUUUGUAUAUAGUUUUCAUCACCGUAACACUUUCGUGCGAUUACUCAUUCGGUUUAAAAUAGAUCAUACUUUUCAUUAUUGUGCGUAUUGCUAUGUUAAUUACAACGUGCAAAUAAAACGAAUUUCCGUUAUGUACAAAAUAUAUAACAAACUAAUAAGCCAU